Messenger RNA from Ustilaginoidea virens, 579 nucleotides. RefSeq lists its product as uncharacterized. Lineage: Eukaryota; Fungi; Ascomycota; Sordariomycetes; Hypocreales; Clavicipitaceae. The coding region runs from base 1 to 579 and encodes 192 amino acids. The record is from RefSeq and is a predicted model, not a curated record. The transcript is spliced from 4 exons.
AUGGCUGAAACCGCGACCAAGCAGACGGGCCCGACCUACGUCGGGACCAGCAAGGUCGUCAAGACCGACUACCCGCUGAUUGACAACGACCCCCACUUCAAGCGCGUCGUUCGAUACGCCCGCCCGUCCGACUACCUCGCCGGCGGUCUGGCCGCCGCCUUCGCCCCGACGGCUCUGUACACGCUCGAGAAGUUUGCCCCGUCGCGCGUCGGCAAGGGCGGCUUGGCCAAGGCCAUGCGGCUGGCGGGCUUUGUCGGCCUCGCCGGCGGCUUCCUCUACUUUUACCAGCGAUCAUGCCUCCGCUUCUACGGCGCCACCGAGAACCGGCGCGAAGUCGACAUGGACAUGCGCGAAAUGGUGGCCAAGGUCAAGGCCGGCGAGCCCCUCUACGGCGAGAGCAAGCUCAGCCCGUACCUGCAGGGCGUUGCGGCGCGGCAGAGCAGGUACUCGGCCCUGUUCUUCAGCGCGGUGCCGUGGUUCAACUUUGUCAACCAUGGCCAGCACGGCGUCGACACGGCCAAGUAUUACCAGCAGGCGGAGCGGGAGCUGGAGGCAGAGCGCACGGGCAAGAGCUUGUAA